Cannabis sativa is the source of this 3635-nucleotide messenger RNA. RefSeq lists its product as uncharacterized. NCBI's taxonomy places the organism in Eukaryota, Viridiplantae, Streptophyta, Magnoliopsida, Rosales, Cannabaceae. The transcript has 12 exons. The coding region runs from base 807 to 3635 and encodes 942 amino acids. The record is from RefSeq and is a predicted model, not a curated record.
CAUAGACUUGUGUUGUGUUGUGUUCCUCUCGCAACGGUGUCGUUUUGUUGGAAUAGUUUAAUUCCUACGUAGUAAGGUCAGACUUUAAUAAACGCACCGUUUUACUUUUAUCAAUUAGAAAACAUAAUUCUUUUCUUUGGAAAUAGCGUUGAAAUUACUUAUCAUAUCUAUUCUAUAUAAAGUGUGCCUAUAUAACUGAAAUUAUUAGUUUAUGAGAAAUUGACUUUUUAUUUUUAUUUAAUAAAAUAAUAAAAUAUUAUUUAUAUAUAAUAAAAUAACAAUAAAAUAAAGGAAAAUUUACACUCCAGUACUUUAAUUGCAUUCUUUUUACAAAAAUAUGGUGCUGUCAUUUAUAUAUGUUAAUGUACCGUUUUUUAUACCGUUUUUAAUUUAAUUCAUUUUUUUUUUUUUUUUAAAUAACUGGAUGGGACGUGUGAUGUGUGAUGACGUCAUCACAUCACGUCCUGCACGUCUUCCAUGUUGCAGUGUGCAACUGUUCACGCGCCACUUUUUUUGCAUGUGUAAUUCAAAUUAUGGACGGUUUUAGAGGAUUGUAAUCAUUUUUUUUUUAUUUUUAUAUUCUAUUUUACCAUUUUUAUGGUUUUUUAAGUGUUUGUAUAAAAGGAAAGUAAGUUUGUUUUUAUAAAUAUUCAUCUUGAGCUUUUCUUUUCUCUGUUUUCGUUUUAUACAGAGUAUAGGGGUUAGGGUUUCUUCUUCUUGGGGUGGUUUAUUUUUGUAUUAGCAAGAGAGUUUGAGUGCAUCAUUUUCGUUUAUUGCCUUGUUAUUAUCAUCUGUAAACCUAAAAAAUGGUUAAAACUCGUUCCUCAAUUUCUCCUUCGCAUUCUGUAAAGGUAGCUGCUGAUAAGAAGAAAAUGGAAAAUGUCUCCGAUGAUGGAGAUCGUGAUGAUUCUGAUCGUUCUGGUGGUUCUGGUGGAUCAUCGGAUGGUAGCCGUGGCUCGGCAUUGCAAAAGAGAAAAAGAGUUGUUGAUAAAGUGAAGAAAGAAGAUGUUCGAAAUGUGAAAAAGAUGAAGCAAGUUGCUGAAGAUUUGCCUGAGGAUUAUGAUAGUGAAGACUUGGAGGUUGAAGUUCGUAAUGAUUUGAAGGAAUGGGAUUUAUAUUUCAAGCCUGGUGAAAAGAUUCAGGGAAAAGUGAUGUUAUUCCCUAAUCAGGAUAACAUUGUUGUCAAAAAUAUUAAUUCCAAGUUGACUAAAGAUCAACGUAAGUUGUUUCGUGAUACUUGUUUUGGUUAUUUUUUGGAUAGCCAUCCUGUUGGUUUUCAGUCUCAAUUAGUUCAUAAUGCCUUACAUAGGGAGGUAUAUCAGAAAAAUGAAAAAGAAAUGUGGUUUAAGUUUGGUGAUGAGAAUUUCAGAUUCAGUUUAGCUGAGUUUGUCAUUGUUGUUUCGGUUUCGUGUGUUGGUGAUGCCGAUUUGAGAUCGUUAUUAGUCUUUGUUGAGCAUAGGUUUAUGUAUAGUGAUUUCAAGUCAGAUGAGUAUGCUGUGAAGAUGGCUGUUUUGUACCUUGUUACUAAUUGUUUGAUUAGUAGUGUUUACUCAAAAAAAGUUCCUGUUGAGAUUUUGAACAUAAUUGGGGUUGAUGAGUAUGGUAGUUUUCCAUGGGGUAUACCAGUGUUUGAAUUAACUUUGCACAAUUUAAAGAUUGGUCUGAGGGGUGUUAUGAAGGGAAAAGGUGUUGCUAAGCCUCUUGCUAAGGUUAAAGGGAAACAUUUGGAAAAGGGUCCUCGAUCUUAUAAACUUCCUGGUUUACCUUUUGCAUUUUUGGUUUGGUUGUAUGAAACCAUUCCUUUGUGCUUGAAGGCAAAGUUUUGUUCCUAUGAUUCUGGUAAACCAUAUAGGUUUUGUAGAUGGAAGAGUAUUGGAAAUCCUAAUUCAAGUGAAGUUGAGAAGAAAGUUCUAUCUUCAAAUAAGCUGAAAGGAAAACAUAUUGUGCCUACUGAAGAUGAAAUAAAAGGUUUAUUGGUGCUUACUGGAAUGGAGUUUAUUGGCCGAGAAGAGUCAGAUGAUGACUUUGAUGAUGUUCCAUUCUCAAAGUUUAAUGUUGAUAGAGUUGGAUCUUCUGGUGUACAGAAGGAGUUUACUGGUGGUUUUGAUGUUGAUGGUGUGAUGCGUAAGAUGAAGGAGUUUAUUUCUAGGCAAAAGAAGACUGAUGAGUCUAUUGAAGUAUUGAAUAAUGUGUUGGAGGGUAGAUUCAAGGAGUUGCAGCUUGGUUUUUUUAUGGAAUUGAAGUUUAAUGAGUUGAAGGAAGCUAUUGAAAAUGCAAAAAUUUCUAAAGAUGGAAAUGAUAGUCCUGAUGAGAGCGAUGGCAAGAAUGAUGAUUUAAAUGAUGUUGAAGUUUUUGAUGUGAAAAGUCAAGAUGCAAUUGAAACUGUUGGACUCGAUGAGAAUAUCCAAUAUACUCAGGUUUUUAAUGAUGAUGCUCCUUCAUUUGAUAUUAUGAGUUUUAUUUCUAGUAAACCUGAUUGGUUUACUGAAGAAAAAAAGAAUACUGAUAAAUUGAAUGAUGAAGAACAGGUUGUUGAUGAUCAUGGCCUAUUUAAGGAUGUUGUUAAAAAAUCUAAGGAGGAUGAAGAUGAUGGUGGUGAUGACCAGGGUUUGGGGGGUGGUGAUGCUGUUAAAGCUAUUGGUUCAGAUGGGACAAAUAAAGACAAUGUUGAGGGAAAGAAUACUGAAGAAGCAAAAGAUGUUGCAGAUGGGAGUAAUAAAGAUAAUGUUGAGGGCAGAGCAGUUGAUGUAGAUGCAAGUGUAAAUGAUGUUGAAGGUGUUUGUAGUAAGGGAAAGUUGUUUGAUAGUCAAGGCACUGAGGAUAGUAUCACUGUGUCUGCUUUGGAGAUUAUAAAUGAAAAGAUUGAUGCCUAUGAGGGAAGCAUUAAAAAGGAUAAGUCUUUAAAUAAAUUAGAGGCAACAAAUGCUGAUGUUUUAUCUACCUAUGGGUUGGACAAGACUGAUGUUGUUGGUGUUGAGAAGAAGCAUGGUUCUCAAGAAAGCUUUUCUGUAUCUACCAUGGAGGUUGUUAAUGAUCAUUUGGUUUCCUAUGAAGACAGUUUGAAAAAGGGAAAGUCUAUAAAAUUGGAGGAAGAAACUCCUACAGUUGGAAAUAGAGAGAGGAAACCUAGUUCUGUAUACAACAGUCCGUAUGCCACAGAAUUUGGUUCAGGUAGUAUUGGUAAACCAAAAGGUGGACGUCCUGGAUCAUGUGCUUUUGGAUUUGGCUUUUUCAAUGUGAUUGAUGAUGUGCAAGCUAAAUCUUUUGAUCAGUGGUUUAAGAUUGGGUUUAAUGAUAAAAACAAAGUGAAGAAGUUUAAAGAAUGUCAUAGGAAGCUUAAGGUUCCAUUGGAUUUUGUGGUUUGUCAAAUUGAUGAUAAGAUGUGGUUCUAUGAUUUGCUUACUGUUGGGAAGAACUUGUCAUGCUCGCAUAUUGAUGUUUGUUUCUACUAUUUGAGAAAGAAGUUAAAGUAUGACCAGUCUGUGAAAAUUUCUGGUAAUACUACUGAUUGCUUCUUUGCUUCUCAAAUUUUUGAAUUAUAUAAUGAGUUUGUUGCAAGUGGUGAAAAUGUUGAUUUGGUUAAGAAGGAUUCUAAAGGCCGCAUACAUAGCGGGUUUUUAUAUGUUAUGCAAUAA